Messenger RNA from Pseudophryne corroboree (corroboree frog), 2222 nucleotides. Its product is annotated as bromodomain-containing protein 4-like. NCBI's taxonomy places the organism in Eukaryota, Metazoa, Chordata, Amphibia, Anura, Myobatrachidae. The record is from RefSeq and is a predicted model, not a curated record. Bases 495 to 1448 code for a protein of 317 amino acids. The transcript is spliced from 4 exons.
GCCACCCCUGCCGCGUCACUAGCAGCGUCACCAACCCGGCAAUAUGCCGGGUUGGUGAGCGCUGUGGGAAAGGGGGCUGUAGCACGGGUUGCAGCCGUGUCAGGCUCCCGGCUGUGACCCGUGCUACAGGUGGAAAAGGGGUAUUAGUGUACACAGGUGACUCAAAUGUAACACUGAUAGCAGUAAUCAGGAGCCCAUAUAUCACACAUGGUAACAGCAUUAGGUAAUGGUGCUUAUCAUAACGUCUCUGAGGAAGCCGCUGACUUGACUAAAGGUGGAGAAACGCGUAAGACAUCACCUUCUGUGUCCGGUACCAGCACCUUUACACGGUGAGCUCACCCUUUACAAGCCCUAAUGUGGAUACUCCGGAUAUGGCACCACUAAUGAGCUGAAGGCACCAGGAGCCGGGAGAUCGUCCCUUUGCCCAUUUGGGAGCUUGGGCUAACGAACUAGUGUUGAAAAAAAGCAGUACUUGUCAUCCUACAGUCACUCCCAUGACAUCUGAUGAUGAUGACGCUGCGGAAGCAGGUCCAUCAAAAGAAGUCUUGAGCAGCAGAAGGCGGACUCCUGUACCACACCAAAAAAUAAUACAUGUGCCAAAAAAGAAAGCAAGGUCUGACGUCCAGUCCCUACCACAGCAGGCUACCCCGCCACGAAGAUUGUCUACAGUUUCUUUGGUCCCACCACUCCAAAUUUUGGACACACCUCCAAGACGCCAACCACACUCCCCUCAUCUUGAUUAUUCUAGUACUGGUACCAGCAUCCCUACGCAACAGCAGCAACACAGUGACAUGGAUGAGACAAUUAUUUUACAAAUGCAGCCAGUAAUCGAAGGAAUCAGCCACCCAGCACCUGUGAGUACACCACCACAGCAAAACACACCACCACCACCACAAGACAGCCCAACAACACCAGUAGCACAAGGCCCUGAUCAAGUGUUUUGGGACAGUUGGGCUACACAGCAGACCAAUAAUCAAGAUUGCCUGCGUAGGCAGACCCAAAUUUUUUCAAGCCUACCUUCUCACCUCAGAAGAAUCAGCAGAAAUAUCAGUCGCCAAAAUGAACCAACCAUGAGAAUUGCCAAUACCAUGAAAAUCAUGCGUGCAGACAAUACACAUGUCAUGGGCAACUUACAACGCAUAAUGGAAGAACAGCACAGACAACAGCAAAGCUAUAUCAACAUUUUAGAAAACAAUCAAAUGACCAAUGAAUCUAUCACCAGAAUUUUAGAAAAUCAAAAUGCAGCAACACGUGAACUCAAUGCCACCCUCACUAACCUCAAUGAAACACUCAGAUCCCAGCACCAACAGCAACCAAGCAGCAGUUCUGGUACGACUACUCCAAUUAUAUUGCCAGUGUACUCACCACUAAGGCGCUCCACCAGAGCAUGCCAACACGACAGUGGUAAAGGCAAAGGCCAGUCCAAGCAGCCACCCAAAAAAACAUAAAAAUUAUAGAGACCGAUUUCUGUAGAGAAGAAAAUAAACACAGUUAGUAAGUGUAUGAUUGUCAGAAUAUAUAUAACACUUAGCACCUAGUAAAUUUUUACAUCAUUAAUUAUAACUGUUACAAACAACAACAGGAUUUUUAGCAUCACAUUUAUUCUUUAACAUCUUUGAUUUUUUUUUGGAUGAGGAAAAUGUUCUUUGAGCUGCACAUUGAUCUUAGCAUGCAGAAACAAUACCACUUGAUUAUCUAAUUAAUAUUUCUUGAUUCCAAUCACUCUCAUAUCCUGCAGACAGACUAAUUGGCAGCCAUGCAGAUUAAUCCAUGACCAAUACAACUUACAAUGUGAAUUUUAACUCUUUUACAUUUCUUCUCUAGACGACAUUACAAUAAUAACACAAUUGAGUGUGCAAAGUUUCCUAAUAUGUUGUCAACAAAUUUAGAUAAUUAAUUCCCAAAAUGUUUGACAUUAUAGUUGUGCCAUGUUUGUGUGUGGUAAAAAGGAGUAAUCAGAUUCUAAAACAUGAUGCAGAACGAAAGUAAUUGGAAAUAUUUGAUUCAAACAAAUAAUGUGUAUAAUAAUGGAUAUAUGUUGAAAACUGUGUAUUGACUUACAAAUCUGCAAGUUUACUCCAGCAAACAUAACUAAAUCAAUUUUUUUGGAUGAGACUAAGUUUGUGUCCCUUAAAUCCGAUGGAGCAUCACACAUAGGGACACAUGUAUUCCUCAAGGAUAACAUAUUAUAUGUGGAGAAGUGUUACAUUAGGACAUAACAC